This is a messenger RNA of Mitosporidium daphniae, 453 nucleotides long. RefSeq lists its product as uncharacterized. Bases 1 to 453 code for a protein of 150 amino acids. The transcript has 2 exons. The record is from RefSeq and is a predicted model, not a curated record. NCBI's taxonomy places the organism in Eukaryota, Fungi, Microsporidia. Gene Ontology annotation, biological process: mitochondrial electron transport, ubiquinol to cytochrome c.
AUGGAGAUUCUAGUUGUCAACAUAUGCUGCCCCACGACCAGAUUAUUAAUUGGUGACACAUGCAAUGCAUCCUAUUUGUUCAAAUGCUCUGGUGUGUCGUUUGAAUGCUCAAAUUUAAAUUUAUUUUGUGCUCCAAUCAAAGUUCAAGGGGGCACGGGACGGGUUUUAAUUCUUUCGAUGGGACAAGACAAUGCCAACAAUUGGUGGAGAUUCCGCUACAGAAAUGUUUUUCAAUACGGGAUUUCGCCGUUUUAUCAAAAGGCUGUUUUGAAUGAUUUUGCAUACGAAUCCAAAAAGCUUCUCAUCCAUUCGACAAAGAACGUGCUAGCGUUCGUCCCCUUUGGGCUGGGCGCAAUUGGGCUUGUCAUGUGGGCCAAUGCCGACCACAAGAAGCGCCAUAGAAAGGCAUACCAUCACCAUGAAAGUGGCCAUAUCACCGCUGCAGAAUCCUAA